GCAGAGGCAGCCAGGGUCCACCAUCCGCCAAGUUCCCGGGAGCUGAGCCUCCCGUCCUUCAGGGCCCCCUUCCCCUCGGAGCCCCGCAGCCCCAGGACACCGCCUCCGCCGGGCAUCAUCCGUUCCUGGAAGGAGCCAAGCGGCCGAGGGACCGGCGCCCUCCUUGCCUCCCUCCAGAGGCGGACCAGUGGCCUUGGCAGUGGCCGAGGGAGGAGCGAGAGAGCCCUGGCUGCUGCGGAGGGAAGGAGUCGGGAGGCGAGGCCUGGGCUGAGGAGGGGGCUGCGGGGGGCGAGGCUGGCCCCAGACCCUUCGGCCGCCGGCUCCUAUGGGCAUGAAACAUUCCUCCCGCUGCCUGCUCCUCAGGAGGAAGAUGGCGGAGAACGCCGCGGAGGGCGCCGAGGUUUGCAGUGGUCCUUCUGAGCCUCUUCAGCCUAUAGUCAUUCCAAAGCCUGUUCAAUCCAUCAUUCAUGUUCCUUUGCAACCGAGUUGCCCAGGUCGAGGAAAGAUGGCAAAAUUCUUGAAUCCAGAAGAGAUGACAUCAAGGGAUUAUUACUUUGAUUCAUAUGCUCACUUUGGAAUUCAUGAGGAAAUGUUGAAGGAUGAGGUGCGCACAUUAACAUACAGGAAUUCCAUGUAUCACAAUAAACAUGUGUUUAAGGAUAAGAUUGUAUUGGAUGUUGGAAGUGGCACAGGGAUCCUCUCAAUGUUUGCAGCAAAAGCAGGAGCCAAGAAGGUGUAUGGGAUUGAAUGUUCCAGUAUAUCUGACUACUCAGAAAAAAUUAUCAAGACGAACCACUUGGAUCACAUAAUCACCAUAUUUAAGGGCAAAGUGGAAGAAGUUGAAUUGCCUGUGGAAAAAGUAGACAUCAUCAUCAGUGAAUGGAUGGGUUACUCUCUUUUCUAUGAGUCCAUGCUGAACACUGUCAUCUUUGCUCGAGAUAAGUGGCUAAAACCUGGAGGGCUUAUGUUUCCAGACCGGGCUGCUUUGUACAUGGUGGCAAUUGAAGACAGGCAAUACAAGGACUUCAAAAUUCACUGGUGGGAGAAUGUGUACGGCUUUGACAUGACCUGUAUGAGGGAUGUUGCCAUGAAGGAGCCAUUGGUGGACAUUGUAGACCCCAAGCAAGUGGUGACCAACACUUGUUUAAUAAAGGAAGUGGAUAUUUAUACAGUGAAGCUGGAGGAACUGGCAUUCACUUCUACAUUUUGCCUCCAGAUUCAACGUAAUGACUACAUUCAUGCUUUGGUCACAUACUUUAAUGUAGAAUUUACCAAGUGCCACAAGAAAAUGGGAUUUUCUACAGCCCCGGAUGCUCCUUACACACACUGGAAGCAAACAGUAUUUUACCUGGAGGAUUACCUAACUGUAAGGAGAGGUGAAGAAAUCUAUGGAACCAUAUCCAUGAAACCAAAUGAAAAAAAUGAGCGUGACCUGGAUUUCACAAUAGACUUGGAUUUUAAAGGGCAGCUUUGUGAAACUUCUGUGUCUAAUGAAUACAAAAUGCGCUAGCAAUCAGCUCUCUUCCAAGGAGAAGAAAAGAACAGCACUUUUGUAUCUGUUCAAUGUCAGCCAGAAACAGUUACUUUACAAGAAUCCAGAAGGGUUUAUGAUGUUAUUGUGAUGGAAAGUUGGUAGACUUUUCUUCUUGCAGCACAAAGUGCCAAGUGGGUUCUGUUUGUGUUUGUAUGUGGGCUAACAUGAAUGUAUAGUAUUAUAUACAUAUAGUUUUUGCCAAGACAAACUAUAGGAACUGUCCUUUCUUAUUAGCUUUAGGGUGUGAUAAAACAAAUUAAAAAAUCCACUUGAAAUAUGGAUAUAGAGAGGGACGUGUUAAAUUACUAUCAAAUUUAUUUUUCCCCAAGCUUUGCAUGCUAUUUUUCUUACUAGAAUGACCUCUUAGGACUGUCUGUUGUGAAUAAAGGAGUGGAUUAUAUUGAGUUUUAAAAUAACAUUAUACCUUGUCUUUCAGAAAAAUCUGUAUUAUCAAAAACAGAAAUUUAUUUGUGAUUGUUUUCCAUUUAUUUCUAACUGGGGCAGCAUUGAUUGCAGUCCUCUUCACAUAUUGUUUUGAAAUCAUUAGAAGGUACAUAAGCAAAAGCCAAGGAUGUUGCUUUUAGUAGACAUUUUGGGAAAUACAGUGCUACCUCGGGUUACGAAAUUAAUUCGUUCCGCCGCUCCGUUCGUAACCCGAUACAUUUCGCAACC
This is a messenger RNA of Sceloporus undulatus (fence lizard), 2206 nucleotides long. RefSeq names its product protein arginine methyltransferase 8 (gene PRMT8). The transcript has 10 exons. Gene Ontology annotation, cellular component: plasma membrane. Gene Ontology annotation, biological process: peptidyl-arginine methylation. NCBI's taxonomy places the organism in Eukaryota, Metazoa, Chordata, Lepidosauria, Squamata, Phrynosomatidae. Bases 326 to 1510 code for a protein of 394 amino acids. Gene Ontology annotation, molecular function: protein-arginine N-methyltransferase activity. The record is from RefSeq and is a predicted model, not a curated record.